AUGGUGGUCGUUAUGUACCAUAUUUGGUUGCAACGGAACUCGACAGUAUGGGAGUUCAAGGUGGGAAGGCCGGCGCAGGUACAUGCGAAGGCAUUUGCAUCCCUUGAUGCUUGGCGUGCGGCCACGUUUGGCUCGGAUUGGCAGCAGCAGCCUAUGGUACCCACUGCCGCGUCUGGGCAGUCGCCCUUGGUGCUCCAAUGUUCAUUCGAUGCGGCUUUCUCGGCCGCAACAAGGAGAGCCGCUUUUGGCCUUGUGUUGCAAGAUUCGAAUGGUGUUUUCAUUGCGGCCAAGAACGGUCCCGUACCAUUGUGUCAGGGACCCUUUAUGGCGGAGGCUUAUGCGUGUAAGGAGGCCCUAUCCUGGCUUCGAGAUCGUGGGGUUACGGAAGUUGUGCUCCGGACAGACUGUUCGAACCUGUGUCACACUCUUGUCAAUUCAGUGACUGAGUUUCACACUUAUGAUGGUGUAGCUGUUUCAGCAUGUCAAGACUUGAUGGAUUUAUUAGUUUCUUGUUCAGUUAUUUACAUUCCCCGCUCUUUAAAUGUUUUAGCUCAUUCGUUAGCUCAGGCAGCCUCUGGGCAGCCGAACUCUUCGAUAUGGGAGGAGUUUCCUCUUGCAUUUGUUUCGGCUUUGAUUAAUUAA
This is a messenger RNA of Ipomoea nil (Japanese morning glory), 642 nucleotides long. RefSeq lists its product as uncharacterized. The transcript has a single exon. Lineage: Eukaryota; Viridiplantae; Streptophyta; Magnoliopsida; Solanales; Convolvulaceae. Gene Ontology annotation, molecular function: RNA-DNA hybrid ribonuclease activity; nucleic acid binding. Bases 1 to 642 code for a protein of 213 amino acids. The record is from RefSeq and is a predicted model, not a curated record.